Molecule: messenger RNA, 1506 nt
Organism: Tachyglossus aculeatus (Australian echidna)
Lineage: Eukaryota; Metazoa; Chordata; Mammalia; Monotremata; Tachyglossidae
Product: olfactory receptor 1361-like
Exons: 3
Coding region: 329-1234 (301 amino acids)
Biological process (GO): G protein-coupled receptor signaling pathway
Cellular component (GO): membrane
Molecular function (GO): olfactory receptor activity; G protein-coupled receptor activity
Source: RefSeq, a predicted model, not a curated record
CCUCUGACUCCUUAGCCCAGGUUCUUUUCGGUAGCCCACCCAAGGGGUUGUGGAUGGAGUGAGGAAAACAAAUGGAUGCUCUUCACCAAUGCUGAUCAGGCCGGACCCUGGUUGUUCAUCUCCAGGAGGGAGUCUGAUGAUUCCAUGGCUAAGAGAAGUCCCUAGGUGGUACUGCAUAGAGACGGGAAGGUGUGAGUGAGUUGUGGGAUCCCCGAGACCCAACCCCAUCAUAGAUCAGCAGAACAAAUCCACCGUGACAGAGUUCAUCCUCCUUCGUCUGCCCAACUGUCCAGAGUUGCAGCCAGUCGUCUUUACUCUGAUCCUCACCAUGUACCUGGUCAACCUGGCUGGAAACAGUUUGAUCAUCAUGGUCACCUGGACCGACCCCAAGCUGCAGACCCCCAUGUACUUCCUGCUCAGCCAGCUCUCCUGCGUGGACAUGGCCUUUGCCUCCAACACUAUCCCACAGUUCCUGGUCCACACGUUCUUCAAGCAUAAUGCCAUCCCUUAUGACAGCUGCUUUGUCCAGAUGACCUUUUCCCUGGCUGCGGGCAACAUGGAGGGCUACGUACUGGCUACCAUGGCCUAUAACCGCUAUAUGGCCAUUUGCAGGCCCCUGCACUAUGUGGCAGUCAUGACCCAGUUGCUCUGCGUGUGCAUAGUGGCUGGGUCCUGGGUCCUGGUGACCCUCCUCGGUUCCCCGCAUGCCAUCCAGUUGUCCCUGGCAUCCUACUGCAACAAUUGCAACCUGCUCGUCUUCUGCGAUAUCCCCUUCCUGGUGUCAAUUGACUGCCCCAAGCCCUUUCUCAACGACCUGGUGCUUUUCACGGAGGGCAUCAGCGUGAUCAUCUCCCCUUUACUCUUCAUCUUGGCCUCCUUUGCCUGCAUCAGGGCUGCCGUGCUAAGCCUGCGCUUAGCUGCCAGGCUACGCAAGACCAUGUCCACCUGUGGCUCUCACGUGCUAGUGGUGAUGCUGUUCUUUGGCAAGGUGAUCCACCUGUGCUUCCAGCCCCCCCGGCCACUCCAGCCUGGAACAGGACCGUCACAUUGCCAUCUUCUACACGGUGGCAUUGCCCGUGCUGUACUGGCUCAUCUACAGCCUGUGGAAUCGCAAUAUCCAGGAAGCUAUGCACAGGCUUAUGAGAAAGGGCCUUCAGGGGCCCAGAUAAUGGAUGAAACCCUCAUCAGGCCCACUCCCCCUUCUCCCAAUCCACCGUGUCCUCCGACCACUUGAGCCCCAUGUUCAUGGCAAGGCAGAACACCAGAGUUGGUAUAGAGCCCCUGGUUGGUCAGACACAAUGGUCUGACCCUCUUUGGCUAAUCUCGAUCCUCGAAUAGAGGGAAUCCACAGUUUGGAGGAAACAUGGCGAAUUUCUGGCCAUUCUUUGGGGGUCUGAUCCCUGUCUCCACAGGGAUCCGACUUCCACAAACUGCCUUGGCAGGGACAGUUGGGAAGGGUGCAAGCGCCUAAACUGAGUCUUUGGGGCAGGAUGUAAACCCAAGAAG